Messenger RNA from Schizosaccharomyces osmophilus, 285 nucleotides. Its product is annotated as DUF1764 family conserved protein. The record is from RefSeq and is a predicted model, not a curated record. The transcript has 3 exons. Lineage: Eukaryota; Fungi; Ascomycota; Schizosaccharomycetes; Schizosaccharomycetales; Schizosaccharomycetaceae. Bases 1 to 285 code for a protein of 94 amino acids.
AUGGAAAUUGACGAUAUUUUUUCUCAGAAAAAAACGCAACCCAAAGGAAGUGGUUCUGACGAGAAAGAACAAAACAAACAAGAGUCAAAACAUCCUGAGAAUGCUCGUCCUUCCAAGCCCAAAAAAGGUGGCAAGAAAGGAGACGAUUUGUUUUUAGAUCCCAAGGGAAGUUCAGGAAGAAAACGAACUGAAGAAGGGUUUUUGGUGUACGAUUUCGAUGAACUACAAGUGGGUAAAGGAGGAGACACACCACAAUGUCCUUUUGAUUGUGAAUGCUGUUAUUAA